GUUUACACUCUGGAUGGAUACAUGUCCGGGGACCGGAUCACCUCCACGCCGACCCGCGGCUCUCCGCCCCGAGAUCCCGGAGCCGCGGACCUGUCGGAGAUGGAGACUCUGCGGAUAUUCGUGAACCAGCGGCUCGCGGCGGUGGUCGAAGACAUCGUGGCGGUGUUCGGUAGAACCCUGGCCCGGUACCGGGAGCAGAUCGACCGCCAGCAGCAGCAGCUGGACGGACUGAAGUCCGAGGAGGGCGCAUGGAUCUGGGCAGCAGACCCUCAGUGCGCCCCCUCAUGGAUCAAAGCGUGUCCUGACCAGCAGCUGGGACAGCUGGUUCAGACCGAUGGUGCUGAGGAGGGGCCCCGAGCCUCGGGCCCGCUCAUUGAAUGUGAAGCUGAAGGUGGAGAAUCUGGUGACGGAGCCUCUGACUCUGACACAGAGGACAGCAAAGAGUACCGGAGACCAGAGGAGUCCACAGGUCAAAGGUCACCACAGCAGCAGGACGAAGUGUCACUCCCACCGCUGUUCAGCUGUCAUGUCUGCGGACAGAGCUUCGGCCGGAGGGCGACACUGGUGCAGCACGUCCGCAGCCACACGGGCGAGAAGCCGUUCAGCUGCUCGUACUGAGAAGGGAAACCUGACGGUGAACCUGCGGACCAGUCCGCUGAGUGGACCAGUCCGCUGAGUGGACCAGUCCGCUCAGCGGCCGUACUGGGGCUCCUGUCCUGCUUCCAGAAACACCUUGUGUCAGAGGAGAGGCCUCAGCCCGACAUGAACCUUGACAUGUGACACGUGUCACAGCUCUGAACAUGGAGAAGCUGACAAUAUCAAAAUGGAGAAAGGGAAUAAGAUUUAAAAUGCACAAACAUUAUUUUAAAAGACAACAUUUGAGAGUAAACAUUUUGUCAUGUUUAAAAAUAAAGAUAGAAUCAGUUA
This is a messenger RNA of Pleuronectes platessa (European plaice), 927 nucleotides long. Its product is annotated as Krueppel-like factor 13. Gene Ontology annotation, cellular component: nucleus. The record is from RefSeq and is a predicted model, not a curated record. The transcript is spliced from 2 exons. Gene Ontology annotation, biological process: regulation of transcription by RNA polymerase II. Gene Ontology annotation, molecular function: RNA polymerase II cis-regulatory region sequence-specific DNA binding; DNA-binding transcription factor activity, RNA polymerase II-specific. The coding region runs from base 22 to 618 and encodes 198 amino acids. Lineage: Eukaryota; Metazoa; Chordata; Actinopteri; Pleuronectiformes; Pleuronectidae.